Messenger RNA from Brugia pahangi, 462 nucleotides. Lineage: Eukaryota; Metazoa; Nematoda; Chromadorea; Rhabditida; Onchocercidae. The record is from the annotation of a GenBank genome assembly.
AUGAAAGAGGAAGCAGAUAUAACAAUUACGACAUUGGCAAUCACUGAAGUUGGUAAAGCGCAACUUAUAGUUAAACAUUAUCAUUGGAAAAAUUGGCCUGAAAGGGGCUUUUCGGAUCCGUCACUUACGGUUUUCAAUUUGAUAUGCGCAAUUCGAAAUUUCAAAAAACCAAUCGUUGUGCACUGUUCUGAUGGUAUUGGCCGAAGUUGUAUUUUUGUGGCCAUUGAAUACACACUGCAGAGAGUGCUGCAAGGUGGAAGCUGCGUUGAUCUGAUAGAAGUGGUGAAGGAAAUUCGAAAUCAACGUGCUAUGGCUAUAAGCACUCCUACGCAAUACAUUGUGCUUAAUCGUUUGUUACUUCAAUUCUUUCAUGAACUCAAUAUCGUUGACAUGUCACAGCGUUUACUCGAAUUUAUUGAUGAUUACGAUGCAUAUGCAAGAAGACAUAAAGACGAGAAAUGA